AUGACGAAAAUCGCCCCACUAAACCAGUCCAUCACCAAUGCCGAGUCCCGACCUUCGCCGCCACCAAACCUCCCACCAUCAACAUCACUACCACCACCACCACCACCAACCAUCGCCAUGCUACCACGACUUCUCUUUACCACAAUGCGCGCCGCCUCCGCCGCCGGCCGCCACUGCCACCACUCCAUCCCCGUCGCCGCCUUCUCCUACCGCCACGCAUCCUCCUUCGGCGCCGCCCCCCGGCCGCCCAAGCUGCCCGCCAAGGAGCAGGCCGAGUUUGAACGCCUGCAGCGCGAGGCCGCCGUCUCCUCAGCCUUCCAGCCCGAAGCUGCCACCCCCGAGCCGACGACGCCAGCGGACACGGAGCUCAACGAGGGGGGCGGCCUGUACCGCGGCGCGCGGCCCGAGUUCGAAGGCGAGAAGAACCCGCGCACCGGCGAGGUCGGUGGGCCCAAGAACGAGCCGCUGCGCUGGGGCAGCGGCGGCGACUGGAGCUACAACGGCAAGGUGACCGAUUUUUAA
Messenger RNA from Cordyceps fumosorosea ARSEF 2679, 522 nucleotides. Its product is annotated as FMP21-like protein. The transcript has a single exon. Bases 1 to 522 code for a protein of 173 amino acids. The record is from RefSeq and is a predicted model, not a curated record. Gene Ontology annotation, cellular component: mitochondrion. Gene Ontology annotation, biological process: mitochondrial respiratory chain complex II assembly. Lineage: Eukaryota; Fungi; Ascomycota; Sordariomycetes; Hypocreales; Cordycipitaceae.